Molecule: messenger RNA, 2867 nt
Organism: Candoia aspera
Lineage: Eukaryota; Metazoa; Chordata; Lepidosauria; Squamata; Candoiidae
Gene: IVNS1ABP
Product: influenza virus NS1A binding protein
Exons: 13
Coding region: 37-1962 (641 amino acids)
Molecular function (GO): protein binding
Source: RefSeq, a predicted model, not a curated record
UGAGCUCUUCUUUAUUUCAGCCACAGAAACAGCAAAAUGAUUCCUAAUGGUUAUUUGAUGUUUGAAGAUGAAAACUUCAUUGAAUCAUCUGUUGCCAAGUUAAAUGCUUUGCGCAAAAGUGGCCAAUUUUGUGAUGUUAAGCUUCAGGUCUGUGGACAUGAGAUGUUGGCUCAUAGAGCAGUACUAGCUUGCUGCAGUCCUUAUCUUUUUGAAAUCUUCAAUAAUGACAGUGAUUCUCAUGGAGUUUCUCAUGUGAAAUUCGAUGAUCUUAAUCCAGAGGCUGUUGAAGUCUUGUUAAAUUACGCUUACACUGCUCAAUUGAAGGCUGAUAAAGAACUGGUCAAAGAUGUAUACUCCGCAGCUAAGAGGCUGAAGAUGGAGAGAGUUAAGCAGGUUUGUGGAGAUUACUUGCUAUCCAGGAUGAAUGUUGAAAGCUGCAUCUCUUAUCGGAACUUUGCAAGCAACAUGAGUGAUUUGCGAUUACUGAACAAGAUUGAUGGUUACAUUCAAGAGCAUUUGUUGCAGAUCUCUGACCAAGAGGAAUUUCUCAAACUGCCACGUUUAAAGCUGGAGGUUAUGCUUGAAGAUAAUGUUAGCUUGCCCAGCAAUGGCAAACUGUAUACAAAGGUAAUCAACUGGGUACAGCGCAGCAUUUGGGAGAAUGGAGACCGUCUUGAAGAUCUGAUGGAAGAGGUUCAAACGUUGUACUACUCAGCUGAUCACAAGCUGCUUGAUGGGAAUCCACUAGAUGGACAGGCUGAGGUGUAUGGCAGUGAUGAUGACCACGUUCAGUUUGUGCAGAAAAGACCACCCCGUGAGAAUGAUCUCAAGCAGUUAAGUAGCAGUUCUUCUGGAAGUCUUUCUCCAAAUGCAGCAGUGCCGAAUCUUAAACAUGAGUGGAAAAUUGUUGCUUCAGAGAAGACCUCAAAUAACACCUACUUGUGUCUUGCUGUUCUGGAUGGUGUCUUCUGUGUGAUUUUCCUUCAUGGUCGUAACAGUCCUCAGAGUUCCCCAACUAGUACUCCACGGUUGAUGAAAAGUUUGAGUUUUGAGGUUCAACCAGAUGAUCUUAUAGAAAAGGUGAUGUCUCCUAUGCAAUAUGCUCGAUCUGGAUUGGGAACAGCCGAACUUAACAGCAAGCUUGUUGCUGCAGGUGGCUAUAACAGACAAGAAUGUUUGCGCACUGUGGAAUGCUAUGAUCCCCAGACAGAUUGCUGGACUUUCAUUGCACCAAUGAGGACUCCAAGAGCUCGAUUCCAGAUGGCAAUUCUAAUGGGACAGCUGUAUGUUGUUGGUGGAUCAAAUGGACACUCAGAUGAUUUGAGUUGUGGGGAGAUGUAUGAUCCUGAAAUAGAUGAUUGGACUCCUGUUCCAGAACUGAGAACUAACCGUUGCAAUGCAGGAGUAUGUGCACUGAAUGGAAAACUGUAUAUUGUUGGUGGGUCAGAUCCCUAUGGACAGAAAGGAUUAAAAAACUGUGAUGUCUUUGAUCCUAUAACAAAAUCUUGGACAAGCUGUGCUUCGCUAAAUAUACGUAGACACCAGUCUGCUGUAUGUGAACUUGGCGGGUAUUUGUACAUCAUUGGAGGAGCUGAGUCUUGGAAUUGCCUUAAUAGUGUGGAGCGUUACAAUCCAGAAAACAAUACUUGGACUCUAAUUGCAUCUAUGAAUGUGGCUAGGCGUGGAGCUGGUGUUGCUGUUCUUGAUGGAAAACUCUUCGUUGGUGGUGGCUUUGAUGGCUCACAUGCAGUCAGCUGUGUGGAAAUGUAUGACCCUGCUAAGAAUGAGUGGAAGAUGAUGGGCAGUAUGACCACCCCAAGAAGCAAUGCUGGUUUUGCAACAGUGGCCAGCACUAUCUAUGCAGUGGGAGGAUUUGAUGGCAAUGAGUUUCUGAACACAGUUGAAGUCUACAAUUCAGAAUCAAAUGAAUGGAGCCCCUACACAAAGACCUACACGUUCUAAUUUCCUUAAAACUAACAGGCUUAGUGAUGUAAUUGUUUUAGUAGAGGUACACAUGUGAAUAAGGUGGGGGGGAAGGGUUAAAAGUUGCCAUCAGCAACAAAGCUUUUGCAUAUUGCAUACUAUUAAUAUGCUGUACAUAUUUUUUUUUAGAAUAAAUGAAGGGUGUUGUAAGCAUUAGAAGUUACUUUAGACUUAACAUUAGAUUUUUCUGAGAUAAUAAGAAUGUAAGUAAGUCGAUGGCAUAUGAUUUCACGAGCAUCCCCCAAUGUUUUGUUUUGCUGAUUUGCACACACAAAUAUUUUUACUUUGGAAUUUGUUUCUGGUGCAGGAAAGAAAUAGCAGUCUUCAUUAUCAGCAAUUAUUUUAUAGGCCUUUUUUUCUUAAAUAACUGGAAUAAUCUCAUAAGCCUUAUUUAAAUAGCUAAAUGGCUUUAUUUAAAAAAAGCUGACACACCUGCCAAUUUGACUGCCUUUUAUAACUUUUUAUAUAUUAAUAGAGCCAGAAUUCUUAUAACCUUGAAGUGACACGGCAUACAAAUGUAUGAUGCAAAGAGACAAUCUCAAAAUUCAUAGACUGGAGUAAGACAUUUAGUUUAACACCUUAAGAGCUAUUAAUUUUUUCCCUGCUAUGAAGUUGUAUGAUCUGUAAUACAUAAUUAUUUUCAUUGCAUCUGAAUGGAGUUUCUGAACAUGAAUGAGUGCGAAAGCUUAACUCUGAAAUUCAGCCAGUGUAGAGGGUGUCUUCUGUAUGGUUCUUAAGCAGUUGUAACACAUGCAGAGUUCUAAAAUGAAAAAAAAAGUCUGUGCUGUCUUAGUAAGGUUACCUAUCUGAAAAAUUAUUGUAUAAGUUUGUAUCUUUCUACUGCAAGCUGAAAACAUGCUGUAAUACAAAUUGUGUUUCAUUUC